AUGGCUGCUAAAUACAAUUGGUGUGUGGCGUCUACCACAAAAUUAAUAGAGAUGUAUGAAGCGGAUGAGGCACUUUAUAAUGUGAGGCACCCUGAUUACAAAAAUAGAUUGAGAAGAUUGGAGAGCUAUAAAAAUAUAGCGGAGGUCAUUAGCCGUGACAUACGGCCUGGCUGUACGGUAGAAGACAUUAAGAGGAAGAUCAAUGGCCUCCGUACUAGCUACGCGUGCGAGAAAGCAAAAAUGCAUAAAAGCAAAAGUGGAGCCAGUGCGCAGGCGGCGUACACACCACAAGUGUACUGGUUCCAGAUGCUUAAAUUCCUCGACCAGUCUACUGAGGCCGACGAUAGUUUGUGCAACCUGGAGAGCCCUGAAAGUGAAACGGGAAGUGAACGUGCCACUCCGACAUAUGAGGAGAUGAGUGCGCAUGCGGUACAAGAGCCUGUCGCAUGUAGCGAGGCUCAGCCACAGCCCCUGCGUCAAGAGCGGCCUCCCACGAAAAGGAGGAGAGCCACGCCUGACGUGGCCACAAAUGUAAUGGUGGAGGCCACCAAGACACUUCAGGCUGUGGCUGAUGCUGCCAGAUCCAUGCCUGUCCAAGAAGACCGCUACGGCACCCUUGGCGCCCACAUUGCAGCAGAACUGCGUGAAAUGGAGAAGGUGGGCGGCAGGGAAUACACCACUGUCACUGCGCACAGUCUGCAGCGGACAUUAAUGGACAGGUGGGAUUUGCUGCAUGCGACAGCCCGGGCACAACAAGCACAACCGUCCACCUCAGGUUAUAUCCAGGCUGCCUUGCAGCAGGCUGGAAUAGAGGAUGAAGACUCGAUGUUAUAAUUAUAAAUAUAUAUGUGUGUAUUAUUUUUGUAUCUCUCCAAUCUUCUUAAUCUAUUUUUAUAAUCAGGGUGCCUCACAUUGUAAAGUGUCUCAUCCGCUUCAUACAUCUCUAUUAAUUUUGUGGUAUCACACAUCAAUUGUAUUUUGCCAUGUAA
Molecule: messenger RNA, 989 nt
Organism: Schistocerca cancellata (South American locust)
Lineage: Eukaryota; Metazoa; Arthropoda; Insecta; Orthoptera; Acrididae
Exons: 3
Coding region: 1-834 (277 amino acids)
Source: RefSeq, a predicted model, not a curated record